CUUGCACGGCGUCAGCGCGGCCCCGGGGGCAACCUGCGUUUGUCCGAGGAUCUGCCUCCCUCCCUGCCUUCUCCGCCCCGGACCGUGGGGUCGCUGUCAGUCGUGCUCAGCGGUGCCCCGAUCCCGCCGUGGCAUCCGCGACCCAGUCAGGAGCAAGGAAAGAAGGAAGCUGGAGCACAAGUCCGAUGAGAAGCGGCUGAGGGAGCUCAGGUUAUUUAGCCUGGAGAACAGAAGGCUCAAAGAUGACCUUACCACCCUCUCCAAGUGCCUGAAAGGAGGGUGUAGCCAGAUUGCUGGAGGUCUGAUUUGUGCAGCACCAUGGACUCGUCAGAAGAGACUGGAGGUUCCUCUGCAGAAGAAAACUACUUUGUGAACUACACCUUCACCGACCGCUCCCACUCAGGCCGCGUGGCCCAGGGUAUUAUGAAAUUAUGCUUGGAAGAUGAGCUCUUUGCUGAUGUUACAAUAUCAGUGGAAGGCAAAGAAUUCCAGCUGCACCGUUUGGUCCUCUCAGCUCAGAGCUGCUUUUUUCGUUCUAUGUUCACUUCCAACCUAAAGGAGGCCCACAACCGGGUGAUUGAGCUGCAGGAUGUUAGUGAGAGUGUCUUUCAGCUCCUUGUGGACUAUAUUUACCAUGGAACUGUAAAGCUGAGGGCAGAGGAGUUACAGGAAACCUAUGAAGUGGCAGACAUGUACCAGCUGACUGCCCUUUUUGAAGAGUGCUCCCGUUUUCUGGCCCGUACGGUGCAGGUUAGAAACUGUCUGCAGGUCAUGUGGUUGGCAGAUCAACACAGUGACAUGGAGCUCUACACAGCUGCCAAACACUGUGCAAAGUCACAUUUGUCUCAGCUGCAGGAGACAGAGGAGUUCCUACACCUGCCUCUCCGCCUGCUCACAGACAUCCUUACAGAUGGCGUUCCAUGUUCUCAGAAUCCAGCAGUUGCCAUAGAAACCUGGAUCAACUUCAACAAGGAGGAGCGAGCGGGCUUUUCAGAGACUCUGCGAUCGAGUUUGAAGGUGAUUGGAGAAAAUGUUCACAUCUACCUGAUUGGAAAGGAGUCAUCACGUACACAUUCCCUCGCUGUCUCUCUGCACUGUGCUGACGAUGACUCCAUCAGUGUAAGUGGCCAGAACAGCCUGUGUCACCAGAUCACUGCAGCCUGCAAGCACGGUAGUGACCUGUACGUCGUUGGUGGCUCCAUUCCGCGACGCAUGUGGAAAUGCAACAACGCAACUAUAGAUUGGGAAUGGUGUGCUCCUCUGCCCCGUGACCGGCUCCAGCACACCCUCGUCUCCGUGCCAAGCAAGGAUGCAAUAUAUUCACUGGGGGGGAAAACUCUGCAGGACACUCUCUCUAAUGCUGUCAUCUAUUACAGAGUACGAGACAACGUCUGGACAGAGACCAGCCAGUUGGAAGUGGCAGUCUCUGGAGCUGCAGGGGUGAACCUUAAUGGUGUCAUUUACCUGCUGGGUGGGGAGGAAAACGACUUAGACUUCUUCACCAAGCCCUCUCGGCUCAUUCAGUGCUAUGAUACCAACACAGAGAAAUGCCACGUGAAGCCAUACGUACUGCCUUUCGCAGGGCGCAUGCACGCUGCCGUGCACAAAGAUGUGGUGUUCAUUGUGGCUGAGGGGGAUUCACUGCUCUGCUACAAUCCCCUGCUGGAUAGCUUCACCCGGCUAUGCCUCCCAGAUGCCUGGAGCUCAGUACCAUCCCUCUGGAAAAUUGCCAGCUGCAAUGGCAGCAUCUAUGUCUUUCGCGACCGCUAUAAAAAGGGUGAUGCAAAUACUUUUAAACUUAACCCAGCCACCUCUGUUGUAACAGUCACAAGUGGCAUCAAAGUGCUGCUCACUAACCUGCAGUUUGUCCUGGCCUAAACAGGCCCAGUGAUAGAAAGACAGCAACAGUGUCUUGCUGAGCAGCUCAAAGACACCUACAACCCUCAGCACCAGUCCCAAUUACUACAGGCUCACAUCACCCUGCAAAGACCCCAUCCUCUGCAGAGGAAGUACAGGCUUUCUGACUGUGGGCCUGUUCUUUUACAUAGCACUGUCAAAACCAUAUUGAACUGUUGUAUCUUAGAUUUCAGAUGGACUAAAUAUUAUUACUUUGAUUCCUUGAUGAUAAGCUUGCCUUUGAGGCCCAAAUGGCAGCAAAUGGCUAUUUUAGCCUGGAACCAGUCUACCACUAAAAAAUCCUGUGGCAUAUGGAGAACAUUCUCCUUGGCCCAAACUGCUAGUUUUAACUGCCUAGGAGACUGUGUGUUGCUGCUGUGUCAGUCACAAAGUUAGAUAUGCACUGUGUCCCCCAGGGAUGCCCCCAUUUAAACAUUCCUGUGUCCUAUUGCAGAAAUGGGGCCUGGCAGACAGAUUCCAGAACUGACCCCAGGGCUCUUAAGUAACAUUCAGCACUUCUCCUAGAUGAGUGGUAACUAACUGAGUACUUGCUUACUGCUCUGUCAUCACCUAGUUUAAAGAAGGAGGUCAGUUUUAGAGCAUUGACUUCCUUUACUGUACAGGAAAUCCCCACCUGUAAUUAUAAUAUAGUGUUGGUGAAAAGACAGAAAUAAGGCCACUUCCUCCUACCCCUCUCUGUUCGCACUGUAACCUUUUGGGUAAGAAUCUGAAUAAAGUCUCUACUGAGACAAAAUA
Catharus ustulatus (Swainson's thrush) is the source of this 2652-nucleotide messenger RNA. RefSeq names its product kelch repeat and BTB domain containing 4 (gene KBTBD4). The transcript has 4 exons. The coding region runs from base 319 to 1878 and encodes 519 amino acids. NCBI's taxonomy places the organism in Eukaryota, Metazoa, Chordata, Aves, Passeriformes, Turdidae. The record is from RefSeq and is a predicted model, not a curated record. Gene Ontology annotation, molecular function: protein binding.